Messenger RNA from Corylus avellana, 327 nucleotides. NCBI's taxonomy places the organism in Eukaryota, Viridiplantae, Streptophyta, Magnoliopsida, Fagales, Betulaceae. The record is from RefSeq and is a predicted model, not a curated record.
AUGGAGGAGGAGAGCAAAGAGAGCAAGAACAUAGCACGGCUAACAAUAAUGGAGCUGGCCAACAUGACAAGCGUCUCCAUGUCUCUCAAUGUCAUCGUCCGCCUGAACAUCCCAGAAGCCAUCUGGGAAGGCGGUUCCAACACCCCACUCUUCGCUGCCCAAAUCGUCGCUCGUGCCCUCCCCUCUGGCGAUCUCGAGAACCUCCAGCUCAUCCUCUGCAUGCUCACCAACUACGACAUGUUCCAGGAGCAGCUAACCCACUCUAAGAGAAAGUACUCGCUCACCGAGAUUGCCAAAAUGCUCGUCACCGAUGUUGAUGGCCUGUGA